AUGACUCGACCGGUUUGUUGGCUCCAGCUCUUGUGGCUGCCGUGCCUUCGGGCCGCCUGGGUCACGCUGGGCGACCUCCAAGGUGAUCUGGAGCUUGACCAGGAGAAGGAGGAGUCAAGGGAUGAAGCCGCGCGCCAGUUGACCUCCCGAGAAAACGUCACCUCCGGUAGGGGCGAGAUCCAUGAGCAUCGCAGUGCCCAAGCGGUCCGAAGCGAGGAUCACCUCAGCCAGCUGGUAGCGAAUGCCCAGGCCGUCUCUGACAAGGCCAUGGCAAACUUUUCCGUCGCGGACCUCAGCCGGCCCGACGGCCACCAGAGCGGCUCGCUCUUUCAGGGCCUGUCGAAGGAUCUCCAGGGCCAGACGACCGUGAUCAUGUACGACAUGGGCGAGGGCACGGGCACGGAUCCCAACGCGCCCAAGGAGAUGACCCCGGAGGAGAAAGAGGAGGUCAACAAGGCCUCUGGUGGCAAAAGCAACGGCAUCCUCUCCAAGGCCUGGGAGACGGCCCGCCACAUCCGCGGCAACAGCGGCAACGUGGUGGCCAGCGUCGUCAGCGUCGUGGAUCCGGAGAACUGCUUGACCAAGCUCCUCUACUUGCUGUACAGAUUCGAGGGGGAGGACGACUACCCCUACUUCCCGCGCAAGCUCGGGGCCUGCGACAUCGGCUUCAACUUCGAGACGGGUAGCGCACCGCCGCAGAAUGUCCUGGCAUGGGGCAACGUCCUUGGCGCCUGCGGCCGAGCGUUGGCCUGGCAAGAGGCUUUGCGCCUGUUGGGGGAGAUGCCUGAACACCAGGUGGCGCCCAAUGUCGUGUGUUACAACGCCGCCCUGAGCGCAUGCGAGCGCAGUCGCAACUGGACGCUGGCCCUGGACCUUUACAGCGCGCUCCAAAGGGAGCACUUGAGUCCUACGAUCGCCACCGAGACGGCGGCGCUGGCGGCCCUGGCGCAGGGGCUGCAGUGGGAGGCGGCCGUGAUGCAUUUCGACAAGAUGCGGGAGGAAGGCAGGCAUCGGCCCAACGUGAUCACCUACACCGCCACCAUCCGGGCCUCGGAAAUGGGCCGCUCCUGGCGGCACGUGCUGCGUCUGCUGAAGGACAUGCCAGGCGCCACUGUGACGCCAGACACCAUCGUCAUGACUUCCUGCAUCGGCGCCUGCUACAAGUCCGAGUUGUGGGCAGAGGCAGUCCAGCUCUUCGACAGCUUGCCGGCCAGAGCUCUGGCUGCUGAUGUGUUCUGCUUCAACAAUGCCAUUUCCGCUUGGGCGUCCGCGGGGCACUGGACGCAAGCGCUUGCUCUCCUGGAUCGUUUGAGGCUGUCAAAGCUACAGCCCGUUUCGGACACCGUGGCCUCUUGCAGCCCAAUGGGAAGCAGCGCUGCUUCUGGUGAAGGACAUGGGCAAAGAGGUUGGAGGCAGGAGGGGCAACGAGGAGGCUCACACCGAUGCCGUGGUGUUCACUGA
Molecule: messenger RNA, 1461 nt
Organism: Symbiodinium natans
Lineage: Eukaryota; Dinophyceae; Suessiales; Symbiodiniaceae
Source: the annotation of a GenBank genome assembly